GACGGUAUUAAAUGGAGGCUGUUUGAAAUGUUGCUGCAGUUUUGUUCAAACUUAAACAUCCUCGUUGAACGUUUAAUCCAAAUGUUGCUGCAGUUUUGUUAAAACUAAAACAUCCUUGUUGAACGUAUAAUCCCACUAUUAUCAGAUAGUUAGGUCCACCAACAGCGGUCACUAUGGAAAAUGAUGUUGCUGAGCAACAGGAAGAGGAGGGUUCCUCCUCUCCAACCGGAAUACAUUUUCCUGUCAUGGACCGUAACCCGUCACCACCCCCAGACGCAGAGGAUGGAGAGGACGGAGAUGUGGAUGCCAUCGGGGACACCGUGUACAGCAAGCACUGGCUCUUCAGCACUCUCACUCACCUCAUCGAUAUGGUUAGAGAGCAUUCAGAGGUGAACUCGGAAGAUCAGAUGAACCUCUCUGAUGAUGAUGAGGAAGAUCUGUGUAGAGUCUGGGACAUGGCCAUGGAUAAGGAUGUGGCGGGUUUUCUGCAAGAAUUCAAAGCUGCCGAUAUUCUUCUUGGAGUCAUCGCCAAGUCUCGUUGUCCUCGUCUCACAGAAAUUAGCGUAGGAAUCCUUGGGAACAUUGCUUGUUUCCCUGACUCGUGUUUGUCUCUCAGCCAAAAUGAAGACUUGGGUGCUGUGCUGUUGCUGCUCCUUGGAGAUGCAGAUCCCCCCACCCUUCUGGAGACCUGCAGAUUGCUGUUGACCUGUUUGUCUCACAAAGAUGUCCAUUCCCUGUGGCUUCAGCGAAUCCGACGCCAACCUUCCGUGCGCUCCAACCUUUGCUUCGUCAUGUGCAGUUCAACCAACGUGGAUCUGCUGGAGAAGGUGGGAGACCUGGUUGACAAACUGUUUGACCUUGACGAGGAGCUGAUGAAGAGCUGGAUCACGUCUCAGCCAAGUGAGGACAAGGAGGACGAUGGGGAAGGCCAUCUGGAUUUGACUUGUUGCCUCCUCGAGGCUGCCAAGCAGCUGAGGUCAGAGAACUUGAAUGCGUUGGAGGUUUACGUUCACGUCCUCCAACUCCUCACCACUGUCGAGGAAGGCAUUCAAGUUUUUGCUGCUCCUGAUGGGCCCGGCGCAUCGGUGUGGAGCUUCGUCUGUGAAGUCGUGUGUGAGGACCUCUGCCAGCCGAAUGAUCUUCCGGUUGUCUUGCAGGAGCAGAAGAGCAUUUUGAUCCAGGCGUUUGCUGUGCUGCAGGCGCUUUACAGAUGCCGGGAUCAGUGGUGCAACAAGACUGACACAAAUUUGCCUCUUAUUGGCAGCAUUUUGCGAGUUUGCCAGUACCGCAGUGAGUGCAAACACCAUGCAACAGAUGACCAGCUGCAGACUCUGGCAGAGAUCACGACUGAGUUUUUAGCGGACGUUUGCAUCGACAUUCCCAAGGAGGCAGUUGUGGGUUUGGUAAAGGAAGGUUUCCUGACAGAGAAGACUUGUCUCACAGCUGCCGCCAGUUUACACCCUGACUUUCAAACUUCAUUUCAGCACCUCCAGGCCGCCUUGUCGGAGGCUGAUCCCCAUCUGGCAGACGUGAUGAGGACACGGCUUCCUGUCUGAGGUAGCCUGUAGAUCAGCGGUAGCCGUUAUUUCCUCUCCAGAGACCAGCUUCAUGUCGGAAUAUUUGCAUUUCCACUGGAAAAAAACCCACCAUCACUUAUGGCGGAGCUCCCCAUCCGUUUUCAUUGUGUAUCACUCUUAGCCAAGUUUCAUCAAAUGAAAGUGUAUUUAUGUUGACAGUUUUAAUAGCUUGGACUUUGACUGUGUUUUUAAUAAAAAUGAUAUGUCUUUACAAGAUUUAAUUGAGUCUACAGUGGGCGCAUGCAUCUAGAGCGAACAGCAAAACAAUGGGCUAAGAGGUGGGCUACUUCUGGACCCAAACACACACAUCUGUUAAUAAAACUAACAGCACUGUACCAGAGUCACCAACAAAGUCCUUAAUGAAAAGCCUCUUU
Messenger RNA from Cololabis saira (Pacific saury), 1951 nucleotides. It is a transcript of the gene saal1, whose product is annotated as serum amyloid A-like 1. The transcript is spliced from 13 exons. Bases 174 to 1556 code for a protein of 460 amino acids. NCBI's taxonomy places the organism in Eukaryota, Metazoa, Chordata, Actinopteri, Beloniformes, Belonidae. The record is from RefSeq and is a predicted model, not a curated record.